UCUCACUCAGUGUUUACCGAUGGAACAGAGUGACCACCAAAUUACAAAAACAUCUCAUAGAAAAUAAUAAUAACAUCAGCACAUAUUGGUGAGCUUGACGAGCAACUGAGUCAUUCAUUUACUUUAGGAAUUAAUCGAAAAGAUACCUUUAGUAACACUUUUAGUAGUAGUAUUAUUACAGGUUAGUAAUUUGUUCAACUUGCUAAAUUAAUUAAACAGCAAAAAUGGGCGUGCUGAAAAAGAAACCCAAGACCUUCGAGGUUCAACUGAGUGACCCGAACAAGAGCGCGUACAGCGGCGGAGAUAAAGUGGCCGGGCGGGUGGUGGUGGAGGUGUCAGAGGUGACGAGGAUUUCCGCCGUCAGACUGUUCGGGAUCGGAUGCGCUAAAGUCGAAUAUAGUAAAGGAAAGCUGCGCUGCAGGGAGGAAAUCGAGUAUCUGAAAUACGAAGAGGUUCUUCACCUUGAUCAUCAACCCACAGAUGCAGAUGGCUCCAUCACUCUCAGGCCUGGAAACAAAUAUGAGUUCAUGUUCGGGUUUGAACUUCCACAGGCGGGGUGCCUAGUUUCCUCCUAUGCAGGAAAGUUUGGCUCAGUCCAGUACUAUGUGAAUGUGGUCAUAGAAAAAUCAGGACAGCCAUUUGCAGAAUGCAAGCAACAUUUUAAGGUGGAGGAACCCAUUGAUGUAAACACCCAAGAACUCAUGACUCCAGUUACAGGUGCAAAAGAGAAGAAAGUAACCUGCAUGUUUAUUCCUGAUGGCAGCGUUUCCAUUGUCGCACGCAUAGACCGAAAGGGUUAUUGUGAAGGAGAGGACAUUUGCAUAGAUGCUAAAUUCGAGAAUACCUGCUCUCGGAUUGUCAUUCCUAAAGCCGGCAUCAUAGCCAAACACAUUUAUCUGGCAAACAACCGCACCAAGGUGUUUUGCGAGAAACUCACUUCUGUCAGGGGCAAUCACAUCAUCUCCGGCAUGUGUGACAUGUGGCAGGGGAGGGUCCUCCGUGUUCCUAAGUUGAAGCCCACCAUCUUGGGCUGUGACAUCAUCCACGUUGACUACACUUUAAGGAUCUAUGUCCAUAUCCCAGGCAGUGAGAAGCUGAUCCUUGAACUGCCUCUCGUCAUUGGGACGAUCCCCUUCAAUGGCCUGAAUAGUCGCACCAGCAGCAUGAGCAGUCAGGAUGGCAGUUCCCCCUCCAGCACUUGUAUGUCCAUCCCAUCUUCACCACCAAGUUACAGUGAGAUCUCCCAGGACAACCAAAUGGACAGUUCCAUUAUCCCUAUCCUAAAUGAUUACGAUGAGGAUGACAGUCCAAUCUUCAUGCGCAUUAGCGAGUAUCAUCUCCCCCCUCCCCCAGCAUACACAGAGAAUUGAGACUGCAUUUCUCCUUCAACGCAGCUGAAAAACUGCUGCCACAAAGCAUUAAGCUCCAGCAGAAGAACAAACACAGCUCCUGACAGCAAGAUUCAGAUCUAAAAAUGCAGAAUGACAGUGCUAGAGGACCAGGCAUGCUUUACUUCUGAGUUGUGGACUAUUAAAUACUGUGGCACACCAAGAAAUGGUUGAUUGGGAGUUUGUGAACCUUUACUGAGGUCGUCAGAAGCUCUUUUACUGAAUCAAGGGACACUUUGACUAAUGUAAGAAUACACCUCUUGAAAAUGACCAUUGUCAUCUUCAUGUUUGUUACAGAGAAAUCCUCAGCAUCUGAGAGAGUUUUUAGAUUUGUGUUAGAUUUUGCCAUAUUGGUAUAUUAUCCUGUCUGCUCUUACUGGCAUUCCAGAUUGGAAAGUAAAGAGGUUUUGCUCAGCACUCCUAAUAACUGGUGGGAAAACCCUUCAGGUUAGAAAAAUUGUCAUGAGACAAUAUUUUUGUGAUGUACUUUGUGAGAGUGAAAACCAAUGUAUGUCAUAUUGGGUUAUAUUUGAAUUGGUUGUAUAGA
Molecule: messenger RNA, 1935 nt
Organism: Xyrauchen texanus (razorback sucker)
Lineage: Eukaryota; Metazoa; Chordata; Actinopteri; Cypriniformes; Catostomidae
Gene: txnipb
Product: thioredoxin interacting protein b
Exons: 6
Coding region: 225-1370 (381 amino acids)
Biological process (GO): protein transport
Cellular component (GO): cytoplasm
Molecular function (GO): ubiquitin protein ligase binding
Source: RefSeq, a predicted model, not a curated record